GCUUUCAUGUUUUUUCGUUGCGCGGAGUUUCAACUUUGGCAUAUUUGUUGGCCGAUAGACUAGUGCUGGUUCCUUUUGACACGUAGGCAUUGGUAAAUGGAGAGCAUAGGCUGGAUGCUGUCUAAUAUUUGGAUAUUUACUGCCAGAUCCUGUCACUUGCUUGCAUUAUUCCCCUUGCGCUAGAGUAUCACAAGGUACAGCACAUACUGCAAAACUGUCCUGGACUGCAACAGUGAGCGUGGUGUUCCUUAGGUAUUUAAUUACAUUAAACAAACAUUCCUUUAAUUAAAGGUGUUUGUUUAACAUUCCUCAUUACAGCUCUUGGAAAAACCCACAUAGCAGCCGUGAGCAGGGGGGAUGCGGGCUUCUCAUUUUUGCUGAAUUACAACUUAAGGUUUCGUGGCGAGCGGGGGAGAGGCGUUGGGACCAUAUGGCCGUGGGGAAAACCGGCCAAACGCGAACGGUUGCAGCGCUGGCAGAGAUUUUCCUAGUCAGCAGCGUAGCGAGUUGACAGGAUUGUGGAGAGAUUUUUGGAUGACUGGCCAGAAAAUCCGAGGGGUAACAAGCUGGUGUUCGUUGCGCUCUGUUGCUGUUUGAGGCAGCAGGGGACCAGCAGGCACCAGGGGAUAAGCGGGGGCUGCAGGAGGAUGUAGGGCAUGAAGACGUGGGUUGGUGCAGCGUGGGAAGCUCAGAGGAGUAAUAGAAGCCCCUUCUUCCUGGUAGCCGCAAAGUUUUGUGUGCAAUAAGAUCACAGACUUAACAGAUGCUUCAGCUCUGCUUGCACAAGGCAUCUCUUCGUGCCAUGUCACUGGCACAGGAAUUUGCAGCAAUUAUGUUGAGCGUGCUCAACCAGUGAUUUGGGUUUUUAGAUGCUUUCUUACUUGAAAGUAUGAGGUUAAAUUCUUCUUUCAUAGAUUUCCAUUGCUGCUGACAGCAGAGAGCCCUGAAAGCUGGGGAUUGACAAAGCCUUACUAGUUAUUUAUUCUGCUGUAUGGAAACAGAAUCACUGCUCAGAAUUGGGAUAAUGGAAGUUUCCUGAUAAAAAUCAUGGUGUCCUUUCUGGACCUCUCACUAGAGUCCUCCCGGACCUCACGCAGGUAGCGUGAGAAGCCCCAUGUGCGUUUCUCAGUUUGACCAGUGGCUCCCCAGCGGUUGGGUUCUCCUGCCCUGCCUCUGCGUGGGCACGGUUAAACUGUCACCCAAGGAGUUCUGCUGCAGCCACAGCACGUGGGCACAGCAGCUGACAUUAUUUGCAUGAAGACCAUUUAUAUCCUCGAAUUUGUCUGGUAUUUCUUUUCUUUGUGCAUGUUCUGCCAUUGCAAAACUCUCUAGAAUUAGCUGGCUGUUGCCUUUUUCCCCCCCAUAUUAAACCUGUUUCAUUGGUUGGAGACCUUAGUGGCUUUAUUUAUUUAUUUUUUUUAAUGUGCUGCAAGUAAAAUGUGAAGCGUUUAAGAGCAGAAAGAGUAAACAAAAUCUGUAGUCUGAUCUGUGUGUCACAAGUUUCAUUUGUGUGCACCCAGCAAGUUGUUAAGCCAAAGUACGACUUGCAUUUAGCCAAAGAUGCUUUCAAGGAAGGCAAAGGUGCGUUCAUUUGAGAGUCUCAAGAGAUGGCUAAGCCACCAAGAUGUCUCUUGAAGUUGAAAGUUAGGGUAACUGGGAGAGCGUAGAUUAAAACAUUCAUCUUUCUGCUACAAGGCAUAAAUGGGCGUCAUAUUUUUUUUUCACCACUAAUUGCUUCUCUUAAAUUUAUUAUUUACCGUGUUGCCUGACACCUUUUUACAACUGUAAAGGUGUCAGAUAAAAGAUAACUGUGACUUGCUAGAGUAAUCCUUUGUGGCUAGCAAGUUAUUUUAAAGGACAGUGUAAGCUCCCUCUACUACUUUUACUCCAUAGAUCUGAUCUAAAGUUGUUUGAAGUUGAGAUCGGGCUUUACAGUAAACUCAGUUUUCUUAAUGUAUUCACUUACGCUUUUCUGACACCUUAUUCCUUGUCUUCCAAGGAGUGGUCUUACCUAAGAACAUGUAAUACAUCUGAACUAAUUCUCAGGUAGCAGUUGAGAAUCAUAACUUGCUAAAUUUUGAUGCCUGUUCUUCAUUUGUGGACAUGGAUGCUGCUCAGUGGAGAACUGCUGAGGAGGGAUUGGGUGGCUCUGGCAUCUCGUGGUUGGGGGCUUUGGAGCAUCUUACCUUUCCCUGGUUCAGAUCUUGCCCAGGUGUCAGCUGAAACCUCUUUCUAUGUCUUAGCCACGAGUUUGUUUAAAAUGAGUUGAUUCAGCCAUCAGGAUGUGUCUGAAGAUGAGUAUCUACAUCACUGGAAAUGGCUUCACAGCUAGCACGCCUGAAGGCAGCUGAUUGGAAGGCCUAUGGGAGGAGGAUAAAUUAUACCUUCGGUUCAUUGUAGCCUGGGUAAUGGAGCUUAAUUAGAUUUUACCUGGCAGUACAUGGAAUUCCCAUAAUUGUUUUCAUUUAUGAUCAAGGCUACACUUGCAAUGCAAACUGCAUCUUAUCCAUACCUGCUGUUGAGGUGGAUGGUGGUCACCUGGCCCCAAGUUCUUUGCUGUUUUCACUAUGUUUGUGUAAACUGAGGCAACUUCGUGGACUCUAUAGUACCAGAGGAGUCUUGGUGGCUUCCUCCUGAGUACGUCUAGAUAAAAGCUGUAUCCUGUCAGCAGCUCUGUGGUCAGUGCACCGGCUGAACGUGUAAGGUUCUUGGGCAUCAUGCGGAGAAUUUAGACAUAUCAUGUAGGAUUUUCUCCUCAGCAUCUAGAUGUUGUCAUUUGGGAAAUCCAGAUUCUUUGGUGGGUCUGACCUACAGAUACAAAAUAACUCUUCAGGGAGGAGAGCUCUUGGGAACCCAUGCCAGGGUGGGAUAUGGUAUCAGACUGUGAUGGGGAAUUUGCUUUCUGCUGCCCACGCGCUUGUUUCUUUGGAUAGCUGGGCGUUGUUUUCUUGAGGUUUUCCAGCCUCAUUUUCUAUUAGCACCGAAUUCUCCACUCUGUUAUGCUUUUGUCCAGCCCGCUCUUGGUUUCCAAAGAAAAGCAGCCAGUAACUAAGCAUGUAAGCACUCUGGUUUUGCCUGCUCAGCAGUGGAAAUGCUGGGUUUUGAAAACCACCUACUAAUUUUAGGAGCUGAAAGGCUCCUGAAUUCUGAACCUUGUGGUACAUCUUUUUUAAAAACAGACAAGUUAGCAAAAGAACUUUGGCAAUUUCGUGCUUGAGGACUUUUUUUACGUCUUUAGUUGUUUUAAAACAUUUCAGGAAAUUUUAAAUGUGAGGAAAUGACAAAAAGCGUGUAGCUAUAGUAAAUAUCUGUUCUUUCUUGUUAGCAGACUUACAAAAAACAUAUUUGAUUAGUGUAAUAGUGUAACUUACCUUGUUCAUGGUAAUGUCAGAAUAGUAAUAGUACCUGAGUGGUGACUUAAAAAAAUCUGGUGGCAGACGAGCAGCUUGAAUCAAAGCAUGGCAGUGUAAAACCAAACAUGUACUGGGGAAAUAAGAUGCAUUUAGAGACUUUGAGUUUGCAAAUUGGAGUGAAAUUACCUGACUCAAGUAUCUUCACUUUUCCUUUUCAUGUCAGGUACUUUGUUAGCAUAUUUUUUUCAGAACACCACUGCAUCAUUCAGUAUUGCUUAUGGUGUGGCCUCUUGCUGUUUACUGCACAAAUUGAUCGUUGCUGGAGAUGGAGUUACUUGUGUUCCUUGUGGACUCUCAAGCGAUGGUUGUGACUACAGUAUUUGUGUGCUGUACAAAGGCAGCGUGCUAGUCUGUCCAGAAUAUGCCUGGCUUUUCUCCUCUUUUUGAAAUAGGAAAGAGUCAGAGGGCAUCAGAAAUACUGAAAAAAUUUGGAUUGACAAGGUUGCCUGCAUAAAACUUUAAUCUUCCCAAGAUACUCGGGGAUUAAUACAUACAGAAAAUAGCUCCCAUUGGCCUUAGAUGCUGCUGAUAGUGCCCCCCUGUGUGAAGAAAUUGGACAUCCAAAAAAUGCAAGCCAGACUUAAAAUAAAAAAGCUUGAACUGAUGGCGAGGGAAUGCAGAUCUCCAAGGCAGUGUUUGUUGCUGUGACAUUGUCCUUUUUGUCCGCUGGUCUCGUUCCCAUCCCCUAAAUGCUGUGCUGAAUGGGCAGGGAUCUUGUGUUGUUGCUGCUUAGAUCCAUCCCUGGGCAGAUCCCAGGAUGUGCUGAGUAAGGAAGGGAGGUAAGAGGGAGGCUGGAAGAAUGUACUGCAAUACAUACAGAAAUGGCAGCUGAAUUAAUCCUGCAUUAAUGAUGGCAUUUCUUGUGUAUACACUUAACUUUGAUACCUUGGGUUUUUUGUAAAAAGGACUCAUUUUUAUUCUAUUGCCUGUUUUUGUUUUUCAAAACAAACUUCAAAAAUAGUUUGCAGCACUGAGCCGCCCACAUGGGUGAUAAAUUCAGAUCUCUGCCAUUUUAGCAAUUAAAAUCACAAAAUAAUGGUAAAUUAUCGUUUUCUGAGAGCUUGCUCUUCAUGGGAAGGAGUUUUUCAGCAAGCCUGUGAUAUUUGGUGAUGGGCAAAGGGAUGGCAAAAUUGGGAACUCAGGGUUCAGUUUCACCUGUUUUCCACCCAUUCCCCAGCAAAAACAUAUGUGGCCCCUGAAAUUUGGCUCUUUCCAGCCCCCUGCCCAAGAACCUUGCCUCCACCAUUUAGACCCUCAUUGCACCCAUUUUUAAUUCCUUCUGCUGCGUCCAAAUCUAAGUCCCCUCCUCUCAGCUCAGCACUCCACUCCCAGCCUGUCUUUCCCUGCCCUCCCGAUUUCCAGAGGUUUUCCCUCUUACAGUUCCCAAUCUCCCCGUGUUUGCACUAAAUCCUCUUCUGGAUCUGGCUUUCAUCAGCCAGCACCAGGCGUCUCCAUCCAGCUACAAGGAGGGAUGCUGAAACCCAGUGGUGAGUUGUGGUGUGGAGCCAUCUCCUGCUGCUGGUUUGUGACUUUCUGGAGGUGGCACAUAGAAUUAUAGCAUAGUUUGGGUUGGAAGGGACCUCCUAAGCUCAUCCAGUGCCACCCCUGCCAUGAGCAGGGACAUCUUCACCAGAUCAGGUUGCUCAGAGCCCCGUCCAGCCUGGCCUGGGAUGUCUCCAGGGAUGGGGCAUCCACCACCUCUCCGGGCAACCUGGGACAGUGCAAAGGAGCUGCAGGAGGAUGAAGUGUUCUCAGCAAGGCUGUAAUCUGAGAUUUUGGGCUCAGGACAGUUCAAAAAUUAUUCCAAGAGUGAGAUUAAGACACAAAUGAGGUCAGAUGCUGCUACACAAUCUUAUUUUUAUGCCUAAAGACAGAAUAAAUAUUUUUCAUUUUCACACCUAAACCCAGAGCAACGAAGGAAAAGAGGGGGAGAAAUUAGGAGGAAAAUUAAGCAAGCAUGCAAGAAGAUAAGCAAGAGAUAUUCACUGCCAGGGAUCCAAACGCCGUCUCCUGUUGGGCAGCUCACAGGCUUCAGGCCUUGGUAGCACUGGCAGGUUGCAGGGCAGGUCUCAGGUCCUGGUAACGCUUGUCAGUUUGCAGAUCUCGGGUCCUGCUGGUAUUGGGAUCCAGGUCCCGGUAUCAGAGUCCAGGUCUCAGCAGCGCUCAGGUCUUGGGUCCACUGGUCCCAGGUGACAGGUUUGGUCCCGGUGGUGAAUGGCCACACUUGCAAGUCGUAACUUGGUCAUUUGAUGGCCGUUGGUGGCGGGUGUUCCCUGAGCACACUGCAGGCCUGGGCGCAGACGUUGGCGGCUGGUAUCGCUGGAGCUUCAAUGGAGUUUACACAAGCUUCAAGCAUUCUUUGAGUUUUAGCGAUUCACAGUGAUCAUGCAUUUUGCACUUUCAUUCACUGCAUUUAGGCCUUUACAGCAGGCCCAAUUCAGCAAGCAGCGUGAACAAGCAUUUUUGUGUAACAAGCAGGCCUCAAGCAUAUUAUUUUAGCAAGCAAGCUUUGAGACAAAUAAUUCACAAUAUCUCAGCCUUCCACACUUACGCCGUGUGUUAAGGACCACCGUCUUUCACACACACUCAAACGGUAUGCUGAGAGCUAUCGUCUCUCACACUAGCAAAAGUCUUUAAGUGUGAACAAACUGAUAAUUUUUAUCUUCUUCUCCCUGUCAAGGUGAUAGCUUGGCCAAAUUCAGGCAGGUUUUUGUAUUGUGACAACAUAUACAAGACAUAGCACUUUCUCCCUUAUGAAGUCUGUCUUCAAAGAUUUUGGAAGAUAAACUUUUUUUUUUUCUUUUUAAAAGAAAAAGUAGUAAUCUAUAUAUAUGAAACCUUUUUUUAGCCUCAUUUUUGGAACCAUUUUGGCUGAAAUUUUCUGUGGAGGGAAAAAAAAAUCAAUCCAAAGCAGACAAUUCAGAAGAAAAGCUUUACCUUUGCAGGUUGAAAUGUGUCAAAGUUUUAAAUAGCCCAACAUAGGCUUUCAUUGUGAGAAGUUUUGGUAGCUGCAAAUACAUACAUACAGCAGGACAAUACAGAUUCCAGAGGGAGGAUGUCAAUACUUUCAUUAACUCUAAACGCUCUGUGUUUUAAUGCCUACAUACCACGACAGAGGCCAGGUUGGUACCUGAGCACCUCGCCAUCCUGGUGAAGUGACCUCAUAUUGGGGCUUUUUUUCCCAGAGUGGUGGUAGGAGGUUGGCAUUGCCAGUAGGUCAUUGUUGUGUAUCAGAACAGUGCUGGAAGCUCUGCAAGAGGAUCCUGUCUACUGUCUCUGAGGAGACCUUAUAGCAGCGUUCCAGUACCUAAAUGAGACCUACAAGAAAGCUGGAAAGGGACUUUUUGCAAGGGCAUGUAGUGAUAGAACAAGGGCUGAUGGCUUUAAACUGAAAGAGGGUAGAUUUAGUUUAGAUAUAAGGAAGAAAUUCUUCACCCUGAGGGUGGUGAGGCAGAGGAGCAGGCUGUCCGGAGGAGCUGUGGAUGCCCCAUCACUGGGAGUGUUCGGGGCCAGGCUGGACGGGGCUCUGAGCAGCCUGGUCUAGUGUAAGGUGUCGCUGCCCAUGGCAGGGGGUUGGAACUAGAUGAUCUCUAAGGUCUCUUCCAACCCAAACCAUUCUAUCAUUCUAUGAGAAGGGGAAAUAUAUUUCAUCUUUUCAAAAAAAGGAGGAAGCUUAGAAACGAUGACUUUGUGUGCUGCCACUCCAGUGGCUGCCAGGUCAUUCCCACCGGGUGGAAAUGCCCCCGUCUGUGGGUGUGUGCAGAUGGUUUGUGAUCUUCUUUUUCGGUACAGGCUUGCUGCUUGCACUGCUCUUCUGCUACAGGAAGAUGCAAUGGAGUACUUCUAGUGUACAAAAAAAUUUAAAUGAAAAAAUUAAAACUUGCCACUUUAUGAAGAUGAGAUUAAAACCAGCUGUCUUCAGCCUUUUCUUGUCUCGGUGGCAGUUCACACCAAGAGGCCAGUGGUGCCUUAGACUGAAUCUUCUCACUUUCUUCUUGGUUUUCACUCUUGCAGUGAGGAAGUUAAGUUAAUUCUUUGUCACCAUACAGCUGCUGUUUUUAAUACUUGAUCCCAGUAUACUGAAUUAUGUUUAAGUGUCUACUAAAUUACCUCAAAUCCAAAACACUUUAGCACUUGGAAGAAAAUGAAGUGCCCUUUUAUUAUUAUUUGAUGUUGAGAGCUUUGCUGUUUUUCACAGAAACAUCUGAAUUCACCCAGUGACUUAGACAAUAAUCAGUCUUCUGCAGGAGAGACAUUAAGUUGUUCCAGAGAUUUUCCUACUUUCAAAACCACCCUUUUGCAAGUUAGUAAAAAAUACUUCAAUUUCAUGUCAUGAGUUGUAUUUCUAAGUGGACAUUGCUGGGCCAAACUAGCCAGAGAAUUAUUACAGCAGGGUGCUCUCCUUGAGUUUUGGGUUUGGAGGACUGGGUUGAGAGGGGAGGAGCAUCUGCCAUUGGGAUGCUCUUCAUCAGUGUAGUUCGACCCAAAUCACAAGGUUCCUGUUGCCAGACAAGGUUUUGUGCUGGUGGGGAUCCAUAGGUACUGCUAUAGCAGCUGGCAGUAGGAAAUAUUGCUGGGUGGGGUACACAUGUUCUUGUCUCGAGAGUUUGUGUUUCACCCUGGCAGCCCUUCCUGAAAUGAAGGAGGACUGUGACUAAUGUUAGGUUUGCUUCUUAAGGGGCCAGGCAACACCUAUGACUUGUGAAUUCAAUAGUAAUUGUGGAAUUCAAUUUCUCUGCCCAUUUCCCAGCCUCAGGGAGAUGAUGGGGAGGGAAUGAGAAUAAAUCAGGGAGCAUUCUUGUGUGUAUUUUGUUUAGAUAUUGGACACUUGAAAGAAUGGAUGCAAAUCAAUCCAUGCAUUUCAUCGAGUCAUAAAAUGCCUUUUAAUAUAUGUUGUUCUCUAACCUGUACUUCUACAAAUCUCUUAAGUUACUUGCGUUGUUUGCAAUAACCUUUCAAAAUGCUUGUUAUUGCUUUAGGUUUUUCAUUUCAGUUAGGGCGUUCUUUAUACCUUAUUUUGGUUUCUCACCAUCCUCCCUGUUCAGUUGGUACAGGCAAUGUGUAUCAGUAACGGUUUUCCAAAGUGAGUAGUGACUAGCUGUUGGAUCUGGCCGUAUUUGGUUAUCUUCUGUAAAUCAAAUGCAUGCCUCCUAUGUAAAAUACUUUUUUUUUUAAAUGUUUUUGUUAACAUAAAUCAUUCUUUUCUUCCUCUUUGCUCUUUAAGACAAACUCAUCCUUUCACUUACAUCAACUUUCAGCGCUCUCAGACUUUUCUCUGUAGUCUUUGUCAAGUCUUUAUUUCACCAUGGCUCCAGUUCUGGCUUUUGCAGCUCUCUGUUGCUGAGUUUUUUCUUUGUCCAGUCUCCCAUCUACAUGUUUUGGUUGUGUUGCAGCGCUCUGAACGCGUGGUUUUGGAGCGGUUGGCGGCACGGCGUGCACCACUUCCUGCCUCACUGCAGCCUUAGCCUGGUCACCAUCUGCAGCAGCGGGCUUGUACGUGGGACGUGCCAUCGCAGCUGUCCUGUGCUUCUGAGAAUGCACUUGAGUUUGCAGUUCCUGGUUCGCAAGAUGCCUUGCAGAUAAGGUUGAGACUCUCCCUGAGCUGCCCUGAAGAGUAAAAAGUGUGUGGAUGGCUGUAACUGAAGUACAAGAUGGCAAGAACCAGCCACAGCAACUAUGUCCUUCAGCAGCUAAACAACCAAAGAGAGUGGGGCUUUCUGUGCGACUGCUGUAUCGCUAUCGAUGAUAUUUAUUUCCAAGCACAUAAAGCAGUUCUUGCUGCUUGCAGCUCUUAUUUUAGGAUGUUUUUUAUGAACCAUCAACACACUACAGCCCAGCUGAAUCUAAGCAACAUGAAGAUAAGCGCUGAAUGCUUUGAUCUUAUUUUACAGUUCAUGUAUUUAGGAAAAAUUAUGACAGCCCCUGCCAAUUUUGAGCAAUUUAAAGUGGCCAUGAACUAUUUACAGCUAUACAAUGUACCUGAAUGUCUAGAAGAUAUACAGGAUACAGACUCAUCUAGUUUAAAAUGUUCAUCUUCUGCUUCUAGCACCCAGAAUAGUAAAAUGAUAUUUGGCGUGAGAAUGUAUGAAGACACACUUGCUAGAAAUGGCAGUGAAGCAAACAGGUGGGGCAUGGAGCCGCCAAGUUCAACAGUAAAUACAUCCCAUAACAAAGAGCCUGACGAAGAAGCUUUGCAGCUGAACAGCUUCCCCGAACAACUGUUUGAUGUCUGCAAAAAAACCACCACGUCCAAAUUCUCUCACACAAAAGAGCGCGUGUCCCACUCGCGCCGCUUUGGAAGAAGCUUCACCUGCGACAGCUGUGGGUUUAGUUUUAGCUGUGAAAAGCUACUGGAUGAGCACGUGUUAACGUGCACUAACAGGCAUUCUUACCAAAGUGCCAGGUACUACAGCGCUGAAAAAAUAGACUUUAAUGAAAAGGACUCUAUUUCUAAAAUAAUCUCCACGCAAACUGAAAAGUACAAGGGGGACUCGAGCCAAACUGCGGAUGGUUCUUCCUCUCCCGCAUCAAACGUCACAAGCAGAAAAAGCAGCACGGUUGCCUCCGAGACAUCAGGUGAAGAAGGAAGUAGAGCCUCUGAGAGGAAGAGGAUUAUCAUCAAGAUGGAACCAGAGGACAAUCCUGCAGAUGAGCUGAAGGAUUUUAAUAUUAUUAAGGUGACAGAUAAAGACUGCAAUGAGUCUUCCGACAACGACGACCUAGAUGAUGAACAGGAAGAGCCGCUUUACAGGUACUAUGUUGAAGAAGAGAUCAGAGAGAAGAGAAAUGGUCGGAAGGCUUUAAAACCCCGUUUAUCCAUGGAUGAGGAUGAAAGAAAAUGUUUGAAAAGUCCGCGGCACCUUAACAGGAAGGCUCCUUCGGUGCAGGAAGAUGUGGAGAAUGCUCCCUGUGAACUUUGUGGGCUAACAAUCACCGAGGAAGAUUUGUCUUCUCAUUAUUUAUCCAAACACAUAGAAAAUAUAUGUGCUUGUGGCAAGUGUGGUCAAAUACUGGUCAAAGGCAAGCAGUUACAGGAUCAUGCGCAGACCUGUGGAGAGCCCCAGGAUCUGACCAUGAAUGGUAUCAGAAAUGCUGAGGAGAAAAUGGACUUAGAAGAGAACCCGGAGGAGCAGUCAGAAAUAAGGGACAUGAUGUUUGCAGAGAUGCUGGAGGACUUCAGGGACAGUCAUUUCCAAAUGAACAGCCUUCAAAAAAAACAAUUAUACAAGCAUUCUGCCUGUCCUUUCCGAUGCCCUAAUUGCGGUCAGCGUUUUGAAACUGAAAACCUAGUGGUUGAACAUAUGUCAAACUGCCUGGAGCAAGAUCUGUUCAAGAACUCCAUGAUGGAAGAGAACGAGAGGGAUCACAGACGUAAGCAUUUCUGCAAUCUUUGUGGGAAAGGAUUUUAUCAGCGUUGCCACUUGCGGGAACACUAUACUGUUCAUACCAAGGAAAAACAGUUUGUUUGUCAGACAUGUGGGAAGCAGUUCUUAAGAGAGCGCCAGUUGCGGCUCCACAAUGAUAUGCACAAAGGCAUGGCCAGCAUCUUCCAAGAUGACUGCAGUGCAACACUCCCUGAAAAAAGGCUGGCUGACAGAGAAGAAAAACUGUAUAUGCUGUCCAAGUGGGAACCACAUGAGUAUGUCACUUUGGAUGAUGUCAAAUAUGCUGCUUUGCUUUUGAAUCAAGCAAAUAAGUCACAUCUCAUGCUAUCGUUUGCAGCGGUUAUGAGGAAUGAGAAACUGGAUGAGUUCCUCAUGGCCCUACUCCUCUACCUAUCUUUCUACCUGGGAAAAAUUGCCAUGGAAAAGAAAUGCAGAUCCUUGACUUCGACUAUGGUAAUAGGAGGGAACAAAGAAAUGAAGGAUGUGUUGACGCAGUUGGCGGUGUCCAGGAUUCACCUUGCUGAGGUGUACUGUAACUUUGUCCUCGGACGAGGCAUGGCACAGCAUCAGCACACGCCUGGUGGAAAGAGAAAAACAUCAUGGAAGAAAGACCGGAGCUUCUUUGAGGGCUUCUACAACUUCUCCAGCUAUGUGGCUUGGCUUGUGUUCAAACGGAAGCACUUCCAACUGAUUCGGGAAGAAAUCGGCAGGCUUCUUUUCUCUGACAUGUUCAAUCCCGCUUUAAAAGACCGGGACGAUGUUGACUCGCAGAAAGCAGGAGAUCGGACCACUGCUGAAAAUACAGAGCAAUUGCCAUCUCCGAGAAAAGUCCGUGCCAAGCACCAUUCCAUAAGCACCAUGAUUAACGAGCGCUCACCGAUGCUCCGCACAGUGCUGCCCUUGCCGAAGGAUGGUGCUCAACACCUCUUCCAGAAACACGACUCUCAGGACAAAGACCCUCAACCUGGCACAUAUGAUGGCCCAUCAGACUUCUGCGAAUUGUUCAAUACCAAGGUGGGCAUCAUUGGAGCUCAUGGUAGUGAGUUAAAAUCAUUAAUGAGCAAGCCUGUUGGGAUGACGGAGGAGGAUGAGGAAGAGGAAGAGAAAGAACAAGAACAAGAAAGAAAAGACAGUGACUUCUCCAACCUGACAGGUGGCCUGAGUUUGCUGUCUCUGAGAAAUCCCCGAAACAGGCUUCACAGCCGGAGCACUGUGGUGUCCAGACUGAUGGCAGAAGCUGACUGUAAUCAGAGCAACUAGGAGAAGUGGUAUCUGUGUUGAGUGGCGUAGUUUCACAUUGCUAAGUAAAUCACUUUGAAAUUGCAGCCUAAGAAGCCUAACUCAUUUGUCCAAGUGGGGUAUUUAGCACACAAGUGCCUCAACUGGGUGACUGGAGACCUGGGCUGUAAUUCCUGUUUCUGUCACUAACAAUUCCCCCUUCAUCUUGAUGCCUUUGUUGCACCAUUUCUGAGAAGAUUAUUUUACUGACUUAUUUUGGGAAGUGCUUUGACACCUGAAGAUGAAUAUGAUAAUUGAUUUUAAUGUCAAACCUCUUUUUCCAAAGGAUUAGCAAAGCAACAAUGAGCCAUGACUUACUCCAGUCUGAAAGUUGCAGAAAUUUUGCUUUUGAAGGAAGUUAUUCUGGAAUCUUUAAUAUAUUGUGUUUACUUUUUUGUUUGUUUUUUAAUUUCCAUCAGGUCUUAUUUCAUUCUUGGAUAUAGCUACUCUAAAUUGUGACUCAUUGUGAAAUAAGUAGAGCAAAGAGAAAUGCUAUUAUUUAAAAUAUCUAUCAGUUCUUAAUUUCAUUUUGUCUUUUUAUAUAUAUUCAUUUUUAUCAUUUCUUUAACAUGAUUGGGAAAGUAGUUCUUAGAUGUGCAAACUUAAAAUAUUGGGAUGUCAGUAUCUUGAAACAAAAUUAACUCAUGGUAAAGAAGUGGUAUCAUUUUACCUAUAGGACUAUCUGUACAUGCUAAUCAUUAGCAUUGGGAGGAAUAUUUAGGAUGAAAUCCUGACCAUAUCAGAGUCAAUAAGAAUGAAUGAAAAAGUAAUGGAUGAUUAAAGAGUGGAAGAAAAUCAAAGCAUUAAUAUUUUCAUCCUUGCUAAGAGAAGAAAUCCCACAUAUUAGUGCUAGUUUGGAAGGUUUUCAGCAAAAUAUCUCUAUGCUGGAUAAAAAUAAUACAAUUUUUCCUUGAAA
Molecule: messenger RNA, 12992 nt
Organism: Columba livia (rock pigeon)
Lineage: Eukaryota; Metazoa; Chordata; Aves; Columbiformes; Columbidae
Gene: ZBTB1
Product: zinc finger and BTB domain containing 1
Exons: 10
Coding region: 9065-12058 (997 amino acids)
Biological process (GO): regulation of transcription by RNA polymerase II; negative regulation of phosphatase activity
Cellular component (GO): nucleus
Molecular function (GO): DNA-binding transcription factor activity, RNA polymerase II-specific; phosphatase binding
Source: RefSeq, a predicted model, not a curated record